UACAGCUCUGCAGAGCUCAUUAGUUGGUCAAUUCAUUUGACAGACGAGAGAGACGAGAUUGCAGUUCCCACUGAACCAUGAGGGCAAAGUUGGAGGUCUUCGCCCUCGUCCUGGGCUUCAUCGGCCUGUUUGGGACAAUAACUACCACUGCACUGCCCACGUGGAAGGUCUCAGCCUUUAUUGGUGCCAAUCUUGUUGUCAUGGAGGAUCUCUGGGAGGGCUUGUGGAUGAACUGCUGGAGACAAGCAGACAUCAAGAUGCAGUGCAAGAUGUAUGAGUCAAUGCUAAUCCUCCCACCGGAGCUGCAGGCAUCCAGGGGACUCAUGGUUGUCUCCAUAAUUCUGGUCGUCAUCUCCUUGUUGAUCACAGGAUGUGGGACCCGGCAGAGCAAGUGUUGGGGUGACAACAUAAAGGGCAAGAACGUCACCCUGGCCCUAGGGGGUGGUUUGUAUCUGCUGUCCUGUUUGACCACACUCAUCCCCGUCAGCUGGGUUGGCUUUACUGUCAUCAAUAACUUCUACAACCCACUGUUUAGUGAUGCUCAGAAACGGGAGCUGGGGAGCGCCCUCUUCAUAGGCUGGGCCACUUCUGGUGUUUUGCUGAUCACUGGGAUCCUCAUUCUGUUCAGUUACAGCAAACGUGCAUCAAAGGAUGAAGAGCCCUACGCUGAUGCACAUCUGCUGGCAGUGAGGGAAUCACAGAAAGAGGGUAGCGUCUACUUGCAGCGGACGCCGUCCAGCUUUCACAAACAUCAAGAAUAUGUGUAAAGAACUGUACCUGUAACUGCAAUGUGCAAAUUCCAUUUUUACAUGUCUCUAAUGUUUCUAAUGUAAAAAGGAUGCUGCCUGAGGUCACAACAUCAUGUCAAGGGUGUGCAAAUUAUGUAUUCAUGUAUUUGUUUUUACAAUGUAUGUACACAUUUUAAGUCACUGUGACUGUUAAAGUGAUGACUGUACUUUGUAUACUCAUUGAACUAUAAAUGUUCUUAUCUACAUUGUUUGUCUUCUUCCCAAAUCCUUCACAGUUGCAACAAAACAUUGAGUUAUGUGUUUUAUUUGUUUAACAUAUAAAACUAUUCAUAACUGGACAUGUUUAUAUGCUGUUAAUUUAAGAGAUACAAUUGUUUUGGGGUUUUUUUGCAAUUGAGUAUGGUCAUGUUGUUUUUAUUGUACUUUUACGUUUACAUUUUUGUCAU
Messenger RNA from Seriola dumerili (greater amberjack), 1195 nucleotides. Its product is annotated as claudin-17-like. Gene Ontology annotation, cellular component: bicellular tight junction; plasma membrane. Gene Ontology annotation, biological process: bicellular tight junction assembly; cell adhesion. The record is from RefSeq and is a predicted model, not a curated record. Bases 78 to 767 code for a protein of 229 amino acids. Lineage: Eukaryota; Metazoa; Chordata; Actinopteri; Carangiformes; Carangidae. The transcript has a single exon. Gene Ontology annotation, molecular function: structural molecule activity.